AUGCAGCGGUUGAGCAACGAGUGGUUGGCCGAGGGCAACCCCUUGGGUACGUGGGACUGGAUUACGAACAGAGACAAGAUUACGCAGUUCUUCCGCGCAGGCGCGGAGAGGGCAAAGGGUUGCGAGAGUUACUUUACCAUGGGUAUGAGGGGCGAGUACGACACGAAGAUGGAAGGGGAUGACCCGGCGGCUGUCGUAAAGGACGUACUGCGUACGCAGAGGUCACUGAUACGAGAGACUUAUGGCAGGGAAGAUGCGGUUCCGCAACUACUCGCCUUGUAUAAGGAGGUCCAAGAGCAGUACGAGAGUGGUAGACUCGACGUCCCCGACGACGUGACGCUGUUGUUUUCCGAUGACAACUUUGGUACCAUUAGGCGACUCCCUCACGGGUCUGAGACCAGCAGAAAGGGCGGUUCCGGACUGUAUUACCACUUCCAGUACGUCGGCACCCCGAGGAGCUACAAAUGGAUCAACAGCAACUCGCUGGGCAAGAUAUGGCACCAACUUCAGGAGGCCCAUCGCCGAGGGGCAAGGCAGAUCUGGGUGUUCAAUGUUGGCGACAUCAAGCCUUAUGAGCUUCCAUUGACAUUUGCCCUGUCUCUGGCGUGGGACGUGGACUCCGUCAAACCGGACGGUAUCCCCGAUUUCUUAGCGGGCCACGCGGCUCGACAGUUCGGUCCCGCCCUCAGCCAUGACAUUGCGAAAGUCUGGCAUGGGUAUGACACGCUCGUCGCCCUGCGCCGCCACGAGCACAUCGAACCAACGACGUUCUCCUGCCUUCACUACAGCGAGGCUGAGACGAUCUACAUGCAGUGGAAGUCGCUCUUGGACCUCGCCGAGUCUGUCUACAACCGGGCAACCGACGAGCAAAAACCAGCCAUGUUCCAGCUGGUGCUGCACCCCGUCAAGGCCAGCGCCAUCUACGUGCGACUUCAGAUCAGCCUCGCGCGAAACCAGCUGUUCGCGCGUCAGCGGCGCACCUCUGCGAACCUCGUGGCGAAGCAGGUGCUCGAGCUCUUCGACGAGGACUUUGAUCUCUCGGAGGAGUACCACGCCCUGCUUGGGGGAAAGUGGAAUAAUAUCGCGUCGCAGCCACAUUAUGGGUUCACAAGUGACACUUGGCAUGCGCCAAGCCGAGAUAUGGUUACCGGACUCUCUUACGUCCAGACAAGACAGAGGUCGAAUCCUAUUGUGGGCAACAUUGGCGUCAUGGUCGAGGGCCACGAGGGAGUGAGGCCCGGCCUUACCAACGAGAACAGCGACCUCACCCACCCGAGCCGCGGUGAUCUGGUCCCCGGCCUCACGCUCGGGCCAAUGUCCCGCUACGGGCCCGAGUCAAGAUGGUUCGAGUUGUUCACCAGAGGGCCCCUGACCUACAAAUUCUUCGUCUUCUCCAACACUCCGACCACCGGGUCCCCGUCUCUCAUCCUGUAUUUCAACAUGACGCUCGACUUGGACCCGGCCGAUCCAAUGAUUGACCCGGAGUUGCCCUCACCCGAAGGCUGGUUGACUGCUGUACAGGACUGCAUAUGGAAGAAGCAGCAUAAGCUAUCAGGGGAUGCGGUCGCUAAGGGGGAACACGUGCUCCGUGUGCGGCUGUUGCAUACGAACCUAAUAUUGGAAAAUGUGGUGAUUAACCUUGGGGGACUCAAGGAGAGCUACCUGGCGCCACCGCCGAGUUACUAUGCCGCACAAUAA
Messenger RNA from Diaporthe batatas, 1698 nucleotides. RefSeq lists its product as uncharacterized. The coding region runs from base 1 to 1698 and encodes 565 amino acids. The transcript has 3 exons. The record is from RefSeq and is a predicted model, not a curated record. NCBI's taxonomy places the organism in Eukaryota, Fungi, Ascomycota, Sordariomycetes, Diaporthales, Diaporthaceae.